Rattus norvegicus (Norway rat) is the source of this 1856-nucleotide messenger RNA. RefSeq names its product transgelin 2 (gene Tagln2). The record is from RefSeq and is a predicted model, not a curated record. Lineage: Eukaryota; Metazoa; Chordata; Mammalia; Rodentia; Muridae.
CUCGCCACUGCAGCCCCUGCCGUGUGUGCGCUCUCAUCUAGCCGGCUUGGACGGUGAGCAGAACUUGGGGGAUCGAGGCAGCGGGGUGGGGUUGGGAGGGUAUGUGUGUGGUCUGUAGAAAGCAAGAAGCGAACACUUGAGACUUGCUUUAGGGAGCCUGGGGGUUGAAGAUCACAAGGGUCCGAACUGGGUGCCCCGCCCCGUGCUGUCAGGUCCGGUUCCCAGGACAUCUUUGCAUUGUUCAACAAUUAAGUAAGGCAAGCUUUACGGGCGCACAGACGGGGCGUCCAUCCCGACCCAAAAAGGUCGGGUUCAAAGCCCCAGCAGUUCGCUCCAGCGUCGAGUUCUCCUUAAAGGAGAAGGAACGAGGGCGUCGGACGUCCGCAGGCUGCUGAGUGGCCGCAAGAACUGGGUUCUGGCGCGCGCCCCGGUGCGUCUCCGCGGUCCCUGAACUUACCGCGCGACCCAUUCACUUCCUGGUCCAGGAGCACGUGUGGGCACUGCCUGCCUUCUGUGACCCCGAGACCGCCCUUUUGGUCCCCUCCUGCUAGUUCGUUGUCUGGGUACUCGGGGUCACCAGCUGGGGUCACGGCUCUCGUUCUUCACCACUGUUCAGAAUGGCCAACAGGGGACCUUCGUAUGGCCUGAGCCGAGAGGUGCAGCAGAAGAUUGAGAAGCAGUACGACCCAGAUCUGGAGCAGAUCCUGAUCCAGUGGAUUACCACUCAGUGCCGGAAGGGUGUGAGCCAGCCCCAGCCAGGGCGGGAGAACUUCCAGAACUGGCUCAAGGAUGGCACGGUGCUGUGCGAGCUCAUUAAUUCACUAUAUCCUGAGGGGCAGGCCCCAGUAAAGAAGAUCCAGGCCUCUACGAUGGCCUUCAAGCAGAUGGAGCAGAUCUCUCAGUUCCUGCAAGCAGCCGAGCGUUAUGGCAUUAACACCACGGACAUCUUCCAGACUGUGGAUCUCUGGGAAGGAAAGAACAUGGCUUGUGUGCAGCGGACACUAAUGAACCUGGGUGGGCUGGCAGUAGCCAGGGACGAUGGGCUCUUCUCUGGGGACCCCAACUGGUUUCCUAAGAAAUCCAAGGAGAACCCUCGGAACUUCUCGGACAACCAGUUGCAAGAGGGCAAGAAUGUGAUUGGGUUACAGAUGGGCACCAACCGUGGAGCCUCUCAGGCUGGCAUGACUGGCUAUGGGAUGCCCAGGCAGAUCCUCUGAUCAGACCCUCCUCUUCCCCUGCCCUCUAUGAAUGGUUAAUAUAUAUGUAUAUAUAUGUUUUAGCAGACAUUCCCUGAGAGCCCCUGGCUUGCUAAGCUCCCCUCUGCCAGGGUGGGUCCAACCUAUCUUGUUACCUCUGGCAGUGCCUGAUAAUUGCCUCUCUCUCUCUGUCUCUCUCUCUCUCUCUCUGGGCUUACUAAUGCAUUCCUUCCCCCACAACCAUCAAAACUGGACCAACAAAAACCCUGGGACCAAAGCCUCCUUCUUCCAGCAUGUUUCUGCCUUCCUGACCUCUGUUUUUAGUCCAUUCCUUGGCUAGGAGUCAGAGAUCCUGCCCUGUGGCCCGGUGCUGAACUGACCCUUCCUUCUACAAGUAGGCCUCUCCCUCAGCUGUGGCUGCAGGCACUUCAUUUAUAGGGAGGGGCCUGUGGCUGUCACUCCAGCCACAGCUGGACCAUACUUACCACACAUCCGGGCAGCUUCUCCUAGCAGAGGCCCUUUGGCUUCUUACUUUCCAUUCCUCUCACUUGUGGCUAAGGGGUGGAGUGGAGGAGACAGAGGUAAAAGAGCUGCCCACCGUGGUCUGGGGCUUGAGGAACAUGAGUUUGCUGAUUUUAAGUAAUAAAAAAUCUCAUUCUC